Messenger RNA from Trichobilharzia szidati, 1308 nucleotides. NCBI's taxonomy places the organism in Eukaryota, Metazoa, Platyhelminthes, Trematoda, Strigeidida, Schistosomatidae. The record is from the annotation of a GenBank genome assembly.
AUGUUUUCCUGUCUACAAAUAGUCAAUGUUAUCCGUCAAGAUUUCAAGUCUGCUCGUUCAACCCUCUCUUAUUUACUGUCUGAAACUAAACAGUUAACAAAAAUUGAAACUCGAGCAGUUCGUGCACUUCGUAUCAGUUUUAUCAUUUUGAUUUGCCUAUUCUACUUAUUAAUUGAAUGUAAUCUUAGUAACAGUUUAACACUGACAGCAUUUACGCAUUUAUUAAUAUUCGAUUUACUCUCUGUGCUUGUCGCUUUGGUAAGUCUAUGGACAUAUCGUAAAAAAGCCUCAGUGGAAUCCUACACUUUUGGUUAUGAAAGAUUUGAAGUUGUCAGUGUAUUCGCUGCUACUAUUUUAGCUAUUCUCUUAUCAUUUUUUGAAAUAAAAGAAGCUGUUGAACGGAUAUUUGAACCUUCAGAGAUAUAUUCAAAUCAUAUGAUUACGCCAUGUUUAAUCGCUUUCGGUGUUCAUCUGUUGGCUGUUUAUGGAAUUGACAAUAUGGCUUUUACACAUGUCAUUCAAGCCUGUGGUUCAAGUUGGCUACAGGAACAUACAACUGAUAUAAGCAGAACAAUUUGUCAAAUUAUUCCUGGCCUAUCACGUGUCCUACUACCUCGAGUUAAUCCAAUCUCUUUAAUCGGUGUUAGUACAACUACAACAGUUUGUAUUGUCUAUUUUAUAUUAGCCAAUAUGUCAAAAAGUUCAGAGAUGAUGUCCGGCUUUCCAGAUCCAUUGCCAGACACAUUAGGUGCAAUAAUUAUAUCACUUAUGCUAUUUGGUACAAUGACACCUAUGAUGUUGUACAGUGGUCGAAUAUUGUUACAAACAACCCCGGCUCAUUUAGUCAGUCCGUUAGAUAAAGCACUACGUGAAGCUUCUACGGUAGAUGGUGUACUUGAAUUACAAAAUGAACAUAUGUGGUCAAUUGGUUAUAAAAAUCUUGCAGGCAGUUUAUAUGUACGUGUUCGUCGUGAUGCUAAUGAACAACUGGUGUUAGCACAUGUUACUAAUCGUCUGUGCAGUUUAGUGAAAUAUUUAACAAUACAGGUUUAUAAAGAUGAUUGGACACGAGCAACAAACUCUUUCAUUAUUAAUUGGACACCAGCAUUAAAUCAAUCAACUCUGCCUAGUAGUAGUGGAUUAAUUAAAACUGAUGUAAAAUCCAAUUUUCCGCUGACAACACCAACACAACCGGUACAACCGCAACAUCAUCACCAUCACCACCACCAACAACACCUACAACCAAUAUCAUCAAAUAUUGUUAAACAACAUGAGCAUAAUGCAUUGAAAUCUCACUCUCAUUUGUAG